Molecule: messenger RNA, 2473 nt
Organism: Mytilus trossulus (common blue mussel)
Lineage: Eukaryota; Metazoa; Mollusca; Bivalvia; Mytilida; Mytilidae
Product: NAD-dependent protein deacylase sirtuin-6-like
Exons: 5
Coding region: 66-1343 (425 amino acids)
Biological process (GO): negative regulation of transcription by RNA polymerase II
Cellular component (GO): nucleus
Molecular function (GO): transcription corepressor activity; NAD+ binding
Source: RefSeq, a predicted model, not a curated record
CUCGUUAAUUUUGAAUAUUUAGGGAUUGCGCAAUCAUCAAUGAGAAAAACAAUCAUUUUGUAAAAAUGUGUGAUUUAAAAUACUGCAAGAGUUCAACUCUGGAUGUGAUUGAAAAUGAUAUUGUAGAAGUCAAAACUGUGUGGCCAAAACGAAAGGUUAAAACUUCAGAAUUUCAUAUUAACUGGGCUGCAAAUGGUGAAGCAAGAUUUCAUGAACACUGUUGGACACAAAUCAUUUCUUCAAUUAAAAGGAACAUAAGAAGUGCAUUUAAAUUUUCUUCACAGGAAAAAACUCUCGUGAAGGAAGCUGAAAAAACUGCUGAAUUUAGGAAUGCACAUAAAAAAAUCAUUGAAGAAGCGAAACGCGUUUCAGACUUGAUAAAAUCAUCUGAGCACUGUGUAGCCUUUACUGGUGCAGGGAUUUCUACAUCUGCUGGUAUUGGUGAUUAUCGUGGUAAGAGUGGAAAAUGGACUGAGAUGGAUCAAAAUGAAAUUGAUGUAGACCAUUUAUUAAGUGACAGGAUAGAACAUACACCAAGCAAGAAAGCAAAGUUGCAGACAGAAGAAAAAGAUAAAGACAUGGAAGAAACAGAAGAAAAUGGUGUCGCUUAUGAAGCUUUAAGACCGACAUACACUCACGAAGCACUUCAGAAAUUGAUGACUGAUGGGUAUUUGAAAUACAUAAUCAGUCAGAAUGGAGAUGGCCUGCAUGGUUUAUCAGGGGUACCAGGUGACAAAAUUUCAGAACUUCAUGGUAAUGUUUUCUUAGAAAUCUGUGAGAAAUGUAAGAGACAGUAUAACAGACCUUCCUAUGUGAUGGAUGAUGUUGGUAGUCAGUAUUUUGAAGAACUGGACGAUAAUGGGAAAACAGAUAUAAAGAAACCUAAAUAUGCAGUGAAGUGUAAAAAAUGUGGUUUAUCACACAGAACUGGAAGAAAAUGUGAAUCUAAGGGCUGCUCUGGAUAUUUACAAGACUCAAUUAUUAAUUUCCGUGACUUGUUGGAUGAUCACAUAUUCAAACAAGCGGAAAUAAACUCUGAGAAGUGUGAUUUGAUGUUAUGUCUGGGUACUACCCUUACAGUAACACCUGCUAGUGACUUGGUGGAGAAAAUAAAGAAACCUCAACAAUAUGUUAUAUGUAACAGGCAACUUACAGAUAAAGACAGUGCCUGCUCAGCAACAGAUAAAGAUGGAAAUGUUCUAGGGUCCAGAAUAUUUGGAGAUUGUGAUGCCUUCUUCAAGGAAUUGAUGAAAAACAUAUUAGAUGCAGGAGAAUUAAAGAAGUGGGAAUCUGAAAGAUCUGAUAGAAUGAAGGUUUAUGAUUCUCAAAGAACCCAAGCUUAGAAACUUAUACAUAGUAAAAGAAAUAGAAACUGGCUCUAUGUUGUGAAAAAUGAGGCCUUGAUAACAUUUGGACUUAUAUGCUCAUUUAAACACUAUCAUCUCUUAUUAUGUAUGAUGUAUUUUAAUGUUGUAACUAAUCUAUUCGAAAAGUAAAAAUUAUCUUAAUAUUUAACUCAAAAAAAUAAUCCUCAAAGAACCUAAACAUAAAAAAAGCUUGAUAAAGUUAAAUAAUGUUUAACUAGGCUUAACAUGUUGAAGUCCUGAUUAGGUUGCAGAUUCAUAUACAUGUAGAUUUAAACAUUUUGAAAUAGAAAGUUAGAAUUAUUGCAGUGAUCUUCCUUGUUUAAAUCAUAUUUUUGUUCUUUUGUGUUUUGAGAUUUUCUUAUAUGCAUGCAGUUGCAUUUAAACACUGAAAUGUAUGAUCAUACAAUUAGUACAUAUAUAUAUAUAGAUUAAAAUCCUUCAACAACCAAGAAGUGAAUCAAUAUUUACAUAAUUAGUUUGAAAAUCACGUAACUUUUAAUCUCCAUUGGGUUGAAAAGUUAUCAAUGUGCAGUACAUUUAUACUAAUGCUAUGAUUUACAAUGAAUUAAUUAAAAGAAAACUAACUUUCAAAUCAUUCAACUUGAAUGCUUUCUAUUGGUGCACUGUUCUAUAACGUUGUGUGCAAAGUUCACAUAUUAAAUGUCAAAUAAUUUCAUUGUUUUAAGAUAAAAUGAAUUACAUUGUAUAUAUUUGGUUCAUUUGCAGUUGUAUUUGAAAAGGAAUGUUUGAUUUCAAUAGAAAAUGAAAUCUCAUACUGAAACUCAAUUCCAUUUUUUGCCUGUUCAAGCAAAAUUACUGUUUGUGCACAACAAAACAAAUAAAAAUACAUGUAAAAAUGAUAGAUAUAUGUUUGAAAGGAUGUAAUCCUGUAUCAAUAUUAGGACUUAAUUAUAAAGCAUAACUUUUAUAUGACAAUAACACUUCUGACUGUAGAUAAGCUACUGUGAUAAAGAUAGAAAGAAUAGUCUGUGAUAAAUGUGUAAUUUUCAUUUUAUUACUUUAUAAUACAUAUAUGUAUACACAAUACUGUAAGUAUUUUGUUAUGAUGCUGUGUUCAUUAAAAAAAUUCUCAGUUCAAAGCAAAU